GGCGGAGGUAGACUAGGAUACCAAUGCUGUACCCUCGCGUAUUAAGGAAACGUUGGGUUUUAGCAGUGAUUUUCAUUUGUUCUCUUUUAUAUUUUUUGUCGGCAACAUUAUCAAAGGUAAAUUGUCCAUAAUAAUGUGUUUUAAAACGUUUCAAAGGCUUAUUUACUUUAGACUUCUGGAGUGUCGGUCAUACUCUCAGCUCUGCUCUUACUCUUACAAUCUUACAAUAAGUUACAUUACUCACUACUCUCUCUUGUCUGACACUUCUUACUCAUGCUUUGCCUUACUUACUUAGUUGUUUUUAUCCCAUUCUAUGAAUACUAUGAUUGAUUCCAUACUCUCUACACAUCUGAUUUAGAAGUUUAAUGUUAUAAUCUUUAAUAAUAUUAAUGUUAACAGCCUUAACUGUGAUUGACUUUAACUUUAAGGAGAGGAUGUUAAUAAGAUAAUUUAGUCCUAAACUUUGUGUUGCUACAGUUUCAAUAUAUAAUAUAAUUCUGUGGCCUAUGCCUAUCAUUAUCAUGUACUAUCAUGGCCUAUGUUUAAAUUUAACUAUAUACAAAAAAUAUAUAUAUUGCAAGUAUUACUAUGUAUUGUUAUUGUUAUCACUAAUAAUCACUAAUAUUACUAUUAGACUUAACUUAGUCUAAUGAAAAGCGACUUUUUUUUGUUAUUAUUAAUAAAUUAAUUGUUGAAUAGUUGUAAAACUUAUUUGUACAUUGACAUUAGUUUUAAUUUAUAGGAAGUGACUAGGUGGGGCAAGAUGAGCCCUCAUAAAAAAUAUAUGCAUGCCUAUAUUAUUAAUUGCGGCUUUGCAGGACUCAAUUUGUUAUUGUGGCAAUAUGCAUGCACUAUACAAUCGACCCUUCCUUUUCCACCCCAUUUUGAUAUGAACAUAUCUUAAUUGUUGUCAUCGGAUUACAAACUAUAGCUAUCAAAAUAUUCAUAAAUGUCUGCUGUUGCGCAGUACCAGUAUUGUAUUAUUUUUAAAAAUAACCUCUGAGACUUCAUGGUGUUGUCCUCUCUCUUUUUCUUUGGUGUUCUUGCAUACUAAUUAUCUGAGUGAUUGCCACAAUAAAGUCGCUAUGCUCUUUAUUUAUCUCAAUUUCGCCCUUGACACUAAUUUUUGUUUAUUGGCUGUAAAAUCAUAAUUAUCCAUCUCCACCUAAUAAUAAUAUUGUCAAUUUCAAUGGAAACUGAGUGAAUAACGGAAGUUCAUUGGAUGAUAUUUUUUACCAAAUAUCAUUGAAUUAGUAGGAUAUUCACUCAACCUCUGCACUCUGUUAAUUAUUGUAAUGUGUAAUGAUGAAACAAUUAUUUAUUUCACUGAAUAAAAUGCACAUUUUCAAAUUCGUAGCUCAAAAACUGCUAAAGAAGGUCGAUGUUUGAUUAAUUUUGUUCUAUAAAAUAUAUAAUAUUUAAAAUUAAUAAAUAUUUAUUUUUGUCGAAACUGAUAAGGCUACAUUCAAUGCUUCAUCCCGAAUAUGUGUGGAAGGAAGCACUGGCAAAGUAGCCAUAGCAAGUUAUGCUUAGGAUGCUUUGCACUUUACCCAUGGUGUAAUAUGCUUAGGGCGCGUCUAACCCAUAUAUUUAAUAUCUUAAAACUUGACUUGGGCCUUCUCACACUUCUUACAGUUAAAAUAUUGUGACGAGACUUAGCUGGUAGAUAUUAAUAUUAACCUUAUUAAGGCAUUCAUCAAGGCGUCUGCUAUGUCUGUUAAUAUGUCUAAAAGGAUGCUUUUGGUCAUCAGUGGGAUCACAAAUUCACAUAAAUAAUUAAGACACAUGCCUUUUUCUAAUUCAUAAAUAGCAUAGUUAAUCAUUAUGGCAGUUAAAUUUUAUAUAUUUUUUGUUUCUGUUACAUUAUGGUUAUAAAGAUUAAUUAUGUGUUAAUAUUUGGCUCAUAGAAGAAACAAUAUGUAACAAAAGACUGAUCUAACAAAGUGCAAAUAAAAACGAUAACAAAGCUAGUGAUACUAAAAAAAAUUUUAGUUAUAUAAAUAAAUUUUUAUGGCAAUACAAAUGUGAGUGCAGAAGCAAAAAGUGUAUCAACUUACACCAAGUGGGAAAAUAAUAAUAUACAAUCCUGGAGAAAGAAAUAUUAAUUCUGCACACAAAAAUAAAAAAAAAUGUCUUAUAUGUCCAUCUCUCAGUAAGUCUUAGUAAGUCUAAGCCUCCGAAAGUCUAUCUGCUAAGAAACUCAGCAGGCUUCAUAUAUUAAUUAAAUCUGAACAUGCUAGUACUACUACAGAAAAUCUAUAAAUUGCAGCACCUAUUGACAUUCUUGAGAAAAAAUUAGAAUGCUUUCGCAUGUAAACAACUUUUUCGCCAGGCAGGACAGGGGCGGGCAACACAGCUACACAAUGAUGUUGAUUUUUCAAGGCCAUCACUAGGAGACAAGCUGUGGAGGCUAAAAAUGACGAUGUGUAGUUUAAAAAUAAGCCAAGGCCUAUGCUGUACUAUACUCGUACUUAUAUAACUCAUUCUGCUUAAUCAAUUACUGCAUAUUUAAUAUUAGACUUACUAUUUGAAAAUUCACAGUUGACCUACUGUCAAGACAGGCUUUAUUUUACUGUAUUUUGCUGAGCUCUAAAUACUACUAACAGGCCUUAAAUAAAACAAAUUACAAACUAGUAGGCUAAAUAAUAAAAUGUAGGUCAAUUAUGUUUCAACUUUACUGAGAUUUCAUGCCAAACUGGCAUUGGGCACAAUUUUGUUGCCUAAACAUGAUGAUAUGUUACAAGAAGUGGUGACAAUCUGUGGUUGUCCCCUCUCCUCAUGUUGUCAUCAAUCAUGUAGUUUGAAAACACACAAAAAGAGAGAAGAUUCCUCCUUAAGGUUCCAUAAGAAUGGAUCAAAUAUUGGCCUAUUCAGGCCUAAUCAUAUAAGUAGGGCCUAUUUUCACUAUUGUUAGUCUACAGUAAGUCUACUAAGACUCUCCUACAAUUAAAUUAUCACAUUUAAAUAAAAUUAUCAAAGUACAAAAGCAAUACUCUAUCUCUAUCGGUCGGCAGUCAAACAUAGUGGACAGCAACCAGCAAGGUAGAUAUAAAGCCCUGGUUUAAAAAAUGAAAAUUGAUAGGAAUGUAAAAAAAAUUGGUUUUGUGGUUUACAUUGUCAUUAUAAUUAUAAACUGAAACUGUAAUUUGUGUAGUAAUUAUUAUAAUCCUCUUAUGGAUUUUGACUUUGUUGGUGAUGCCUGUUGAGAAUCAUUAGCAGACCUAAUCUAAAAAAUUAUGGUAGACUGAUUCUUAAUAGUGAAAUCUCUAAAUGAAACUUGAAAAAUUUGUUGCCAAGCUCUAUACAUCAACAAAAACAUUAAGACUAUUUAAGUAGAGAUUAGUGCUUCCCAAAGUGGGAAACCAUUAUUUGUUUCUUUUAGGUAAGGUGUUGUAGAAAGGGGAUCGUUCAGUCCUCUGAUUACAUUUUCACUAUUCCCUCUAUGGUUUCUGUCCUCUGAUUACAUUUUCACUAUUCCCUAUUUGGUUUCAGUCCUCUGAUUAUAUUCUCACUGAGUAUGAGUCCAAGAGAACCCUGAGGCAGCCUUUUCAAUGGCAGCCAACUGAAGAUUCCAACGAUACCGAUGUGAUUAAGUGUAGAAACUCUAGGCAAGGUCGCUGGCUCAUUGUGGACCACAAAGGUAAAUAUUAAAUUAUUAAAUUUGGUUGAUUGCAUGAAUCUUUUGUAGAGUGCUAGGAAAGUAAAUAAUGCAAUUAACUUAAGGAUGCAGGGCCAAAUGGAAAAAAAAACAAACUACUACCUCCAGCAACAAAGCCUGAAUCUGGCACCAACCUCAUUGGGAUAUUUAAAGUCUGAAACCUAAAUAUGUUUUUUUGAUUAUUGUAUCAACAGCCUCUAAGCCAGUGCUUUCAAAACUUUUCAUCAUUUCGUAACAAAGUAAUUCAGUUUUAAGAUAUAUGCAUCCUUCCUUAUUACUUCAACCUGAACACAGUACUUGCUGUAUUUAUUUUAAUUCAGUUUUUCUAAAAUAAACUAACCCAUAUUAAGACAUACAGACACAAACAUAAAGUGUAAUAAUGAAAUUUAUGAUGACACCACACGAAAACCUGCCAUUUAUAUAUUUUUUUAAUGCAUGUUUUAAAUAUAUAUAUAUAUAUAUAUAUGUAUAUACAUACAUUUACAAGAAUUAUGUGAUUGUUAUUUAUAAAUUCUAAGAGGAAAAUAUGUGUGAGAGUGUAAGAACCCAGAUUCUGUCCUAAUGAAUAAAUCCUAAACAAAUCAGUUAAUAGCUCUUAGUCAAUGACAUCUGUGGAUUUCACUUAUUACGAUACAAAUAACUUUUUAUUAUCUUGAUAAAUAUCCUUCAUUGCAUGUUGUCAGACAUGUUUUGAAUAGCCUAUGUAUUCCAAUUGUGAUAUCUGCAAAAGAGAUUUUAAUGAUUCUUAUCUCAAAUUCUGGUCAAAAUAUUGUUCGACUAAUAACACAGUAAGAUCCUUCAAGGGCUUUUCGUCAAGAGUGUGUGGAUCCUUCUUUUUAGAAAUAUUUUGACCAACAAAGUAACUUGCCCAUUGAGCUUUCUAAGAAGCCUUCAUUCUUUUGCUAAAUUUUGCAAGCUGUUAUUUAAUUGAUUUUAAAAGCUCGGUGAAGUAUUCUAUGAAUUUUUUGUAGCAAAUGACUGUGUUUGGAGUUAAAACGAUGGCUUACUUUUUUAGAUGCCAUACUUUUAUUUGGAGGUUUAUCUCCACAAACAAAACACUGGGACGAGAAUUGUUUUCUCUAACAGAUAAACACGUCAUCUUCACCAGCUUUUUCUUUAUUGGAACUUAUCCAUUCUACAGAAUCAAAUUAUACAAUUUUAAUCCUACAAAAACAUGGACAUUUUUUACUAAGUAAAUUAAUUAAAAACUUUGAAUAUUUAAAGAUCAAACUCUUUGCAAAAGAAAUAUAUCAGAAUAAUUAUGAAUUGCACUCCUAGAGAAGCCGUGGGAAAAGAUGUAUGAUGCCAAAUAAAAAUUUAAGAUAUUUCCAAACCACAGAAGAGAAAAGACUACAGAAAAAAAGGGAAAGCAAUUUUUAAAUUGUGCAGAACAAUGUCCUUUUUACAACUAGACGUCUAAAUGAAUUUGGAAAAAAAUUUUGACUGGCAACUCAUAAUACAGUAUCAUCAUGUGAUCCAUAUGUCUGAUCUACUACUUUAAUGUCUAAAAAAUGCCUGAAUGUCUUACAGCAUAUUUCCUACACCCUGCAGGGGAUACACUCCUGUGUCCCGAUACACAGUUUGGAAAGCACCUGUGUAUGCAAUGGUUCACAUGUGCCAGGGUGCAGAACCUGUAACUUUUUUAUGUAACAGGUUGCAACCUGGCGAAAAAUGUCAGUUAAUAAAUAGAGUUUUUAAAUGUGCACCAUUAGCAAAACCUUGGAAAAACUUGGCUCUUUUAAAUACUUUGGGUUAAUACCAAAGUAUUCCAAUGAAUUAUAUAAGAAUGCAUAAAUAAUUGAUAGCUUCCAAUUAAAAAGAAAUGUAUAAAUCAAUUUCAUUUCUAGAGCACUUUUUCUCAUUCCCCUUGUCUUUGUUAAUGGAAGGUUAUGUCUGCAAGCGAGAACAUGUAGGUAUCAACAAUUGCUGCAAUCCCAAACAAUCAUCCACCAAGCACUUCUCCUGCGAUACUUGUUUGUCCAACGGCUGUUGUAGUGUCUACGAACAUUGUGUAUCCUGCUGUCUCCAGCCAAAAAAUGUAAGAUUCUGUCAAUUUUUGCGAUGUGAUUCUCUCUGUGAAUUAAUUAUGUAAAGCAUGUCAAUGAACUCUUUCACCCAAAAUCCUAAAAAUGUCCUGUCUAGAUUGCCAUAAUCUAUUCAUGUUCUUUCAGUAAAUUAAAUCGGUAUUUAAUAUAGUUUGGAAAAUUUCACCAAUAAUAUCUAUAUCAACUGCUCUCCUAUAAUGAGCUUGGGUUUCUUUAUCUCAGCAAAACUUAGUGAGCAAGAUACUCAAAGAAAACCAAGAGGCUCCACACAAUUUGUUCAUCAGGGAAGUAGAGAAUUUGUUUGACUUGUGUUUGGCUAAGUGUAGAACAUCCUCCCAGGUAAGUUCUUUCUGUUUCUAGAUCUAUAAUACAUUUCUCAUACACCUCAUUCCACUUAGAAUAUCUAUACUAAAAAUCUUAAUGUUUGAUUGUGUGUCUCAGUUGCAAUAACUCAUAAACGUCUAGCAUUCUGUAAUUUUUAAAGAGUGUUUUGUGGUUCAGAUCUGCUCAACUAUUUCCGUCCCACAAUUUCAUUUCAAUUAAAAGAUUUUUAAAUGGACAACUCUUCCCCCAGAGCUGUAGAUGCAAGGUGUGGUUUCACACACAUGCACAGCUGCACAAGUAUUACAGGGUUCACAGUCUUUAAAGGUUUUGAGAAAAUACAAAGAAAUUUCCAGGUCCCAGAAAGUUUGGGAAAAUUGGCAAAAACGUCACAGUCUUUGAAAGUUUGAGAAAAAUUAUUUUCCGUACUUAGAUGGAACAAAAAAUAAAGCGGGGAAAAAAUAUCAUGUUUUCAUUUGACUGACAUGCGCAGUCCACAUUUCUUACUGACCCUUAACACUGCAAGAAAUAAAUUUUUUGAUUGGUCAGUAGAUUUCUUAAGUCAGUCAAAUUAAACUUUACAAGUGCGGGAUCUUUAGUAACUUCAUCUGUUUUGACUGGUUACCGGAAAUUUGAUCGAAAGAAAUUUCGUCAACGGAAAAUUGAUAGACAGAAAUUUGAUUGAACAGAAAUUUGGUUGAAUCUUUUUUUCAGUUCACACAUUAAAAUUUUCGUCAAAUUUCUUUUUGAACGCACUAUACUAUAUUAUAUAGUAAAAAAAAAAAAGAAUGCGUUCAAACACAAACUUUUGAGAAUCUAUCAAUUGUUCAUGUCAAUUUACAGUCAUUUUUUAAAAAAGGAUUUUUUCCCCCCUUUUUCUAAUGGUCUGAUGAGGCGGGUAGGUUGAUAGAACAUAGAUUUAUUUUUGUGUUUUGAUCUCAUCUUUUAACUUUUUUCUCCCAUCAUUUUAUGUUGGUAGAGCGUGCAGCAUGAGAACUCGUACCGUGAUGCCAGUGUAAAGUAUUGCUAUGGAGACAGACCUCCAGAUUUACAAGUGAUUACUGGCUGAACUGUGGACUUGAUGGGAUAACUUCAGCUUCCCAUUACAACAAGCCUAUCUGUGAUAUUCAUCAACUUCAUUGCUGUAAAUUACCAUCAUCAUAUCGAGUGUGUUUUCAACACUGUGACUGCCUCAUAGUGACUAUGUUACCCUCAUCAUGACUGUGUUUACAUGGACUAAUAACAUCAAGGUUCCUGUGUUAUACUGAAAGUGACUGUGGUAUUCUCAAAGUAACCCAUGCCUCAUUGUGACUGUGUUUUCAUGGAGUAUAUUUGAUUGUCUCAUUUAACUUAGUUAUAAAGUGUUCCUGGACAUGAUGUAAAUAGAUUCUACAAUAAUCAGAAGCUGUCUUUAGUGUUUACAUCUUUCAAGAUUGUCUGUGGGCUCAAGUCGUAAUGUGCAACUUAAGCUGUUAGCAUUGGCAGUGAAUUCAUUCAUGUUCUUUAUAUUUUUCAAAUUCUUCUUGAGCACUUUCUUUGUUUGACGCAAAUUAUUUGUGAUUUUCUUAUGUGUGGGCCCAUCAAAAUUACAAGAAACUUUUUGCUUGUUAGUGGAUUUAUAUUGAGCGUUUUUGUGGGAUCCUGUAGCUAGAGUUGAUGUUAUUUAAAUUGUGCUAGAAAGAUGAAGAAAGCAACUGUUUCUAACAAAGCCAACAUCGCUGCUGCAGCUGGUCAGCCCACUGACCAAAGACCUUUUAACCAGCUGUGGAUCAACUCAUGCUACCAGCAAACACUCUUGCCCAAUGCACCAUGGCAUAAGGUCAGUUGAUUUGGUGGCAUUAAUUGUCUCAUAAAUUAUUGUAUAAAAACUUCAUCUGUCUCCUAUUCCGAGGGAAUAUUUUUUGGUAAAAAAUCUUAAUUCUUUCUCAUAUAAGAAAUGCAUGUCAACUAAAUCUCAAUUUUGAUAAAUAAAUUUCAAAUAAAUUAUUGUCUGACCUGGCCAGAGGGAUUACUCUUUAUUUUCUCUAAAAAGUUGCACAAAACCAAAUAAUUAAAACUUAGUCUUAAAGCGAUCCUUCAAUUAAAUUGUCUGUCAAGCCAGCUGCUUUUUAAAAAUGUAUCUUGCUUGAGACUGGAGAGCUUAUUAAUAAAUUGGACUUUGUGACAAGCCAGCUAAUGUUUGAAAGUGUCUUUGAUAUUGUUGACAGCUGGAAGAAGAAAUCUCCCACAGCCUGGCCCAGAAAGUAGAAAAACAGUUUAGCCAGCCUCAAAGGAAGGAAAUGUUGAUGGAAGUAUUGGGAAGACACUUUGUGGAGAAAUAUCUCUCUCAUGUUCAGCGCAACCCUGAAAUUCUGGUAAGUAAAAGAAAUAUUUUAUUUAAUUAGAUCAUUGUGAUCAAGAACUCUUCAGUACAAGAGCCUUCAAUAUGUCAGAAAAUGUUCCAAUAUUUUUUUUACUGUACAGGAGCCUUCUCAUAUGUCAGCAAAUGAUAAGAAUCGACUACGCAUAGAUGCACAGAAUUGGCUCAACAGUCAAAUGUACAAAGCUGUUAAAGAAACUGGGCAUGGAUAUCUGCUUACGG
Lymnaea stagnalis (great pond snail) is the source of this 8605-nucleotide messenger RNA. The record is from the annotation of a GenBank genome assembly. Lineage: Eukaryota; Metazoa; Mollusca; Gastropoda; Lymnaeidae.